Spodoptera littoralis (African cotton leafworm) is the source of this 1238-nucleotide messenger RNA. The record is from the annotation of a GenBank genome assembly. Lineage: Eukaryota; Metazoa; Arthropoda; Insecta; Lepidoptera; Noctuidae.
AUGAGGAGACACGUUGUACUCUUGCUGGCUUACGUAGCUACUGCAAGUGCUACACUGGAAGUAGUCAACCAAUGGAGCUUCAUGCAGUUUGAUUUUCCCCCCGAUCCAGUGCUCUUGGAGAAGUUCCAACCAGAGAACACCGUUCCCACGGGUCUUGAGAUUGGCUGGGACAGGCUCUACUUGGGAAUACCUCGAUUGAGGGCAGGCGUACCUGCAACUUUGGCUUGGAUACCACGCAGUUUGCCCCCAGGCGUCAGUCCUGUUCUUCAGGCUUAUCCUGACUGGUCAUGGCAUACGGCUGGUCGAGGUGACAUCAACUGCACAGGUUUGAUCUCCGUGUACCGCGUGCGAGCUGACAGAUGCAACCGACUCUGGGUCUUAGAUGCUGGAGUGGUUACCAGCAUCGAUGACUUCAGACGAGUCUGCCCUCCCAAAAUCCUGAUCUUUGAUAUGGCUACUGAUCGCUUGGUACGAAGCGUAUACUUCCCUCGUGAGCUGCUGCGUCCUAGCUCGCUGCUUACCAACUGGUGCUUGACGACACUCGCUCCUCCAACACCAGGCUUGCAUCUUCCUGCGACCAUCUCUUCGCUUACAUCAGUGACACGGUUGCACCAGGUAUCAUCGUGUACGAUGGUCGUCGUGACAACGCGUGGAGAGUCACGCACGCCUCCAUGUACCCCGACCCCGACCUUGGAGAGUACGACAUUGGCGGCGAAAGGUUCACCCUCAUGGACGGUAUUGUGGGUCUCGCUCACUCCCCUGCUCAAGGCUUGCUGUACUACCAGCCUUUGGCCACUGACAGACUGUUCAGCGUGUCGACUGCGGUGCUUGCAUCUGGUCCACCGGCGGAAGGCACAGACUUGCCCGUGAACCUCGUAGGACGCAAGUCCUCGCAGGGUCUCGGAGUGGCGGUAGACCCGAGAGAUGACACCAUCAUAUUCAGUCCCAUGACUGAGACUGCUAUUGCGGCCUGGAACCCCAUCACAAACACACACAAGGUGUUGGCCCAAGACCCAGAGAAGCUGCAGUUCUGCGCUGAGGUGAGAUGGGCCGAGCGCGACAACGGCGCCAUCUGGGCUCUUUCUACACGGUUCCACAAGUUCUUCCGACGCUCCGCUUCUAAACAUGAGACCAAUAUUCGUAUCUUACGCGUAGUAGACAGUGGAUUCGUCUCUCUGCAGCCGCAUGUACUUCGUCGUGCUGUGCAGUUCAACGCUACCUCCAUCUCUCCGCACUAA